Messenger RNA from Eubalaena glacialis (North Atlantic right whale), 3244 nucleotides. It is a transcript of the gene PRPF40B, whose product is annotated as pre-mRNA processing factor 40 homolog B. The transcript has 26 exons. The record is from RefSeq and is a predicted model, not a curated record. The coding region runs from base 55 to 2706 and encodes 883 amino acids. NCBI's taxonomy places the organism in Eukaryota, Metazoa, Chordata, Mammalia, Artiodactyla, Balaenidae. Gene Ontology annotation, cellular component: U1 snRNP; U2-type prespliceosome. Gene Ontology annotation, biological process: mRNA cis splicing, via spliceosome. Gene Ontology annotation, molecular function: RNA binding; protein binding.
GCGGCUUUUACUGGUGGGUGGGCCGAGCCGGCCCAGCUGCUCGGAGGCUCUGGCAUGUCGGUUCCCGAUUCUGGUCCCCGGCCCCCAGCAGCGCCUGCCCCCUUCCCACCGGGGCCCCCCAUGAUGCCACCACCCUUCAUGCCUCCUCCAGGAAUCCCCCCACCUUUUCCUCCAAUGGGGCUCCCCCCGAUGAGUCAGAGACCACCGGCCAUCCCCCCCAUGCCACCUGGCAUCAUGCCCCCAAUGCUUCCACCAAUAGGGGCGCCACCACCACUCACACAGAUACCAGGAAUGGUACCACCCAUGAUGCCAGGAAUGCUGAUGCCAGCGGUGCCCGUCACCGCAGCGACGGCUCCAGGUGCGGACACCGCCAGCUCUGCUGUGGCUGGGACGGGCCCUCCGAGGGCCCUGUGGAGUGAGCAUGUGGCCCCUGAUGGGCGCAUCUACUACUACAAUGCUGACGACAAGCAGUCCGUGUGGGAGAAGCCCAGCGUGCUCAAGUCCAAGGCAGAGCUCCUGCUAUCCCAGUGUCCCUGGAAAGAGUACAAGUCGGACACAGGCAAACCUUACUACUAUAACAACCAGAGUAAGGAGUCCCGCUGGACCCGGCCCAAGGACCUGGAUGACCUGGAGGCUCUAGUCAAACAAGAGGCUGCAGGGAAACGACAGCAGCCACGGACACUACAGCCUCAGCCUCCUCAGCCACAGCCUGACCCCCCACCUGUGCCGCCUGGCCCCACCUUGGUGCCCACGGGCCUCCUAGAACCUGAGCCAGGUGGGAGUGAAGAUUGCGAUGUGUCAGAGGCUGCCCAGCCCCUGGAGCAGGGGUUCCUGCAGCAGCCAGAGGAGGGCCCCAGCAGUUCUGCUGGACAGCAUCAGCCACCACAGCAGGAGGAAGAGGAAUCGAAGCCAGAACCGGAGAGGUCUGGCCUCAGUUGGAGCAAUCGGGAGAAGGCAAAGCAGGCCUUCAAGGAGCUGCUGAGGGAUAAGGCUGUCCCCUCCAAUGCUUCGUGGGAACAGGCCAUGAAGAUGGUGGUCACCGACCCCCGUUACAGUGCCUUGCCCAAACUGAGUGAGAAAAAGCAGGCAUUCAAUGCCUACAAGGCGCAGCGGGAGAAGGAGGAGAAGGAAGAGGCCCGGCUAAAAGCCAAGGAGGCCAAGCAGACCUUGCAGCAUUUCUUGGAGCAGCAUGAGCGCAUGACCUCCACCACCCGCUACCGGCGGGCAGAACAGACCUUUGGGGAGCUGGAGGUCUGGGCUGUGGUCCCCGAGAGGGAUCGAAAAGAGGUUUAUGAUGAUGUCCUUUUCUUCCUGGCCAAGAAGGAGAAGGAACAGGCCAAGCAGCUCCGGCGCCGCAACAUCCAGGCCCUGAAGAGCAUCCUGGAUGGGAUGAGUAGCGUCAACUUCCAAACCACAUGGUCCCAGGCCCAGCAGUACCUCAUGGAUAACCCCAGCUUUGCUCAGGACCAUCAGCUGCAGAACAUGGACAAGGAAGAUGCGCUGAUCUGCUUUGAGGAGCACAUCCGUGCUUUGGAGAGGGAGGAGGAGGAGGAGCGGGAGAGGGCCCGGCUUCGGGAGCGGCGCCAGCAGCGCAAGAACCGGGAGGCCUUUCAGACCUUCCUGGAUGAGCUGCACGAGACAGGGCAGCUGCACUCUAUGUCCACCUGGAUGGAGCUGUACCCAGCGGUCAGCACUGAUGUCCGCUUUGCCAACAUGCUGGGCCAGCCGGGCUCCACCCCUCUGGACUUAUUCAAGUUCUAUGUGGAGGAGUUGAAGGCACGAUUCCAUGAUGAGAAGAAGAUCAUUAAGGACAUCCUUAAGGACCGGGGCUUCUGCGUGGAGGUGAACACAGCCUUUGAGGACUUCGCCCACGUCAUAAGCUUUGACAAGAGGGCUGCUGCGCUGGAUGCAGGCAACAUCAAGCUGACUUUCAAUAGUCUGCUGGAGAAAGCAGAGGCACGGGAGAGAGAGCGGGAGAAGGAGGAGGCACGAAGGCUGCGGCGCAGAGAAGCUGCCUUUCGAAGCAUGCUGAGGCAGGCUGUGCCUGCUGUGGAGCUGGGCACUGCCUGGGAAGAGGUCCGUGAGCGCUUUGUGUGCGACUCAGCCUUUGAGCAGAUCACCCUGGAGUCGGAGCGGAUCCGGCUCUUCCGGGAGUUCCUGCAGGUACUGGAGACUGAAUGCCAGCACCUCCACAGCAAAGGCCGGAAACAUGGCAGAAAGGGCAAGAAGCACCAUCACAAGCGUUCCCACUCGCCCUCAGGCUCUGAGUCAGAAGAUGAGGAGCUGCCCCCACCAUCUCUCCGGCCCCCCAGGCGGAGGCGGCAGAACCCCUCGGAGUCAGGCUCUGAGCCCUCUUCCUCACUUGAUUCUGUUGAAAGUGGGGGUGCUGCCCUUGGGGGACGGGGUUCCCCAUCCUCCCGCCUUCUCCUUGGAUCAGAUCAUGGCCUUCGGAAAGUCAAGAAACCAAAGAAGAGAACUAAGAAGAGAAGACACAAGUCGGAACUGAGGAGGCGGGCUCUGGGCUCUUACAGAACAGUCCUGAGAGCGAGACAGACCCUGAGGAGAAAGCGGGCAAGGAGAGUGAUGAGAAAGAACCAGAGCAGGACAAGGACAGGGACCUCCGGCGGGCAGAGCUCCCUAACCGCUCCGCAGGCUUUGGAAUCAAGAAGGAGAAGACGGGCUGGGACACGUCAGAAAGCGAGCUGAGCGAGGGUGAGCUGGAAAGACGGCGGCGGACGCUCCUGCAGCAGCUGGAUGACCACCAGUGACCUGAUGAGGCACCGUGCCUCGGGUCUGUGUGAGGCUGUGGCCUAGUUUACCCUCGCUGUCUGCCCCAGACUUCUUCCUUAGUUGAGUCUGUGUCCGCUUUUCCUCAAGUAGCCCCAACCCCAACACACCAUCGCCAGCACCUCCCAAGGCUGCUCGCGGUGUUCAAGGGUCCUCCCAGCUUCCCGGACAGCUAGUGCGGUCCUUGCCCUCAGCCCCAGACCAGCGAUUGGUGGUGAAUGCCAUGUGGGUGGGUGGUGCCAGUAGAUAAAAUGUGAGAAGGGGCCCCCAGGAAGAGUGACAGGCUGGUGGACACAGCCUGGGUGGCAGAGGGUGGGGACCUUACCCUCUAGCAUCAGUACCUGCUCCCGCCUGCCCGGGCCCUUGGGGCACCACCACUCCUUCCUCCAGCCCCGGGGCCCAGUGUAUGUGUGUUUCGUUUUGGUUUUGUUUUUGUUUUUUAAAUAACAAUAUUUAU